UAGGACACGUUAAGUAACAUUUUGUUGCAAUUCCAGUAUUUGAGCCAGUCGUCAAGUCACGUAAAUCGGAGUACAUUGAAACCCUCUUGAGUGUACACGACGAUUUAUGAAAACAUAUCUUUAGGGAGAAUCGAUUGCUUUUAGGUCCAAAUCAAGAUGUUCCACACAUGUGGACCCAAUGAAGCCAUGGUGGUGUCUGGCUUUGGUCGUUCCCCUCCUCUAAUGAUCGCUGGAGGAAGAGUGUUUGUCCUCCCCUGUAUUCAACAGAUCCAGAGGAUCACUCUGAACACCCUGACUCUGAAUGUGAAGAGUGAUAAGGUGUACACCCGUCAUGGAGUGCCCAUCUCUGUCACUGGCAUCGCCCAGGUGAAGAUCCAGGGUCAGAACAAGGAGAUGCUGGCCACGGCCUGUCAGAUGUUCAUGGGGAAGUCUGAGGCUGAGGUCUCCAACAUCGCCCUGGAAACACUGGAGGGGCACCAGAGGGCCAUCAUCGCCCAUCUGACUGUUGAGGAGAUCUACCAGGACCGUAAGAAGUUCUCUGAGCAGGUGUUCAAGGUGGCCUCCUCUGACCUGGUCAACAUGGGCAUCGGCGUGGUCAGCUACACGCUGAAAGACGUUCACGACGACCAGGACUACCUCAACUCCCUGGGUAAAGCUAGGACAGCUCAGGUGCAGAAGGAUGCCAGGAUCGGAGAGGCUCAGUACAAACGAGACGCGGUGAUCCGUGAGGCCCAGGCCAUGCAGGAGAAGGUGUCGGCCCAGUAUCUGAAUGAGAUCGAGAUGGCCAAAGCCCAGAGGGACUACGAGCUGAAGAAGGCCUCCUACGACUACGAGGUCAACACCAAGAAGGCAGAGUCUGAGAUGGCCUAUCAGCUACAGGUGGCGAAGACGAAGCAGCGGAUUGAGGAGGAGACGAUGCAGGUGAAGGUGGUGGAGAGGUCUCAGCAGAUCAUGCUCCAGGAGCAGGAGAUCAUCCGCAAGGAGAUGGAGCUGGAGGCCAAGGUGAAGAAGCCUGCUGAGGCAGAGAGAUACCGUCUGGAGAGACUGGCUGAGGCGGAACGUGCACAGCUCAUCAUGGAGGCUGAGGCAGAGGCAGAGUCCAUCAGAAUGAGGGGCGAUGCUGAGGCGUUUGCUCUGGAGGCUAAGGGUCGUGCCGAGGCAGAGCAGAUGGCUAAGAAGGCUGAGGCCUUUAAACAGUACGGGGAGGGAGCCAUGGUGGACAUGCUGCUGGAGAAACUACCACUGAUAGCAGAGGAGAUCAGCAGGCCCCUCUCCAUGGCCCAGAAGGUUACCAUGGUUUCCAGCGGRGGGGGUGAGGUGGGCGCGGCCAAGCUGACCGGAGAGGUUCUGGACAUCAUGACCAGACUACCAGCUGCCGUGGAGAAACUCACUGGAAUCAACAUCUCACAGGUUGGCCUGUCCACCCGAAUGGGCUGAGAAUGGAGCCCAAUGACUGAGACAGUCUGCACCGUCAGACCAGGAACUCCAUACUGCCUCCUUGUGCCUAUAAUUACUAUUACCUAGUGUAGUUGCCUGUCUGCAUGCCUGUUAGCACGGUAGUCUUUCUUAGGGCAUGUCUCAGCACUCGUAUUGGCACUGAUCUGGAAACAGAGGAUGGGUCAAAGCUGUAUGUUAUAGGCCUUCUUGUGGGAGUUUGUUUCUCGUGGUCAUUCAUAUCUCUGUUAGUUCAGCUUGGAUAAAGGAAAGCACUUUGGACUAGCAUGACACACCCUUAGUAGUUCUGGUCGUAACUAGCCUCUUUCCCCCGUCCGUUAUUCAGUGUGUUUUAAUCCCUGCUUCAAGCCUGCCUUUCUGUCUCCCUCUAUUACAGGUUUGGGUCCAUAUAAACAGUUCCACUGUCACWUAGUUGUAAUUCAUAGAAUGUUAUUUCAUUGGGAUGGGGUUGAGAAAUGAUGUUUUCAUUCUCAGUGCCUUUUUGUUGUUCACAGGAAAUAAUCGUGUCAGUAGGAGGUCAUCCAUUUCAUUGUUGGGUUUGUCAGCUGAUUGUUUUGUCAACAUUUGCAGUUGUUCUAUAAGGUAGUCUGUCUUGUUCGGAGCAUGGUUGGCUAGCUAGUUGCUAUCAAUUGCUUUGCAAAUUAAGAAGAAAUGCUCUUUACUUUCACUGUGGACAUAUCUUUUUUUUUUUAUAGCUAAUUGUAGUCCUGGUAGUCAUGUUAUUAAACAUGUUCUACCUGCUUGUG
Salvelinus sp. IW2-2015 is the source of this 2201-nucleotide messenger RNA. RefSeq names its product flotillin 1b (gene flot1b). The record is from RefSeq and is a predicted model, not a curated record. Gene Ontology annotation, cellular component: plasma membrane; cytoplasmic vesicle; flotillin complex. Gene Ontology annotation, biological process: protein localization to plasma membrane; positive regulation of cell-cell adhesion mediated by cadherin; positive regulation of cell junction assembly. Lineage: Eukaryota; Metazoa; Chordata; Actinopteri; Salmoniformes; Salmonidae.